AUGGCCGAUACACUUCGCCUUCCCACUGCACGAUGUCCGCCUCUUCGGCAGGCCCGAGGCACCAAGCUUAAUACCAUAAUGGAAGAUACUCGCGAGUCGCAAUUCUCACCAAAGGGCGCCGGUAGCCCUCCGUUCUCGAGACCAAACCUGCCCAGUCCCAAGUUGACCCUCAAGACAAGCGGACUAUCAGUACCGACUCAUGCUCGAUUGGCCCGGUUGAUGUCGCCGCUCUCGGCAGGGACAACAUCCUCCUGUUCGGACCACGAAUGGCAGCAACAGAUGCAAGGGUUCGACGAUUUGUACGAUGCCUCGGACGAUGACAAUUCCACCGAGAUCAGCGACUCGUGUUUCUCGGCACCGGGAACCCAACGCUCCAGCUUGGUGACACCAAUCACGAGGAAUUCGGUCACUUCCACCGGCAGUCGUGGGAGUCGCAAAAGUAGAGGUGGACUGACUCUUGACAUUCCUUCCUCCACAGACUGGCCCUCUCUCCGAGGUACUUGUAAGAGUUCGCCCAUUCCUCCAACGCCUCCGUCCAGGCUUCCAGUCUCUCCCGUAGCACUCUCCAUGCUCGGUCGAGCUGUACCAGCAUCAUACGCUCCGCCCUCCUUGGAUGGCAGUAUCUCCUCCGAUCAGGAAUCAAAUCUCAGUGCGCUGGCCACUCCAGAUACGCAUUCGCUUCCUGAUACCAACUGGGAUGCACCGGAUGUCCACGUUCGUCCCGAUCUGGAUGGGAGUGAUGCGGAGGAUCUAGGGAAUGACGAGAGCCGUGUCGACCUCCAGGCUGUCUCGUUUACUAUUGAAAGCCCACAGAGUGACUGGCGCAAUGUCCUUGGACGCUUCCCUACACUGCCCACGGCUCUGCAAAACACCUCGACAUCCUCGCUGGGAUAUGAGGCUGAGGUCCCUUAUGAUGAUCCAUCCCGCGGGUCGACUCCAUCGGAUGAAGGACUCUACCUACCGGAUGGUGCUCUGGCCAUGCUGCAGCAUAUCCCAUUGGAUCGCACACCCGAAACUUGGUCCGAGACGUCGGGGGACGAUGAGAUGUGGCAGCUUCAACCUGCUCCACAGAGCCGGCCCCGAAGUGCCGAUGGAGUCACGCCGGCAUCGGACUUGUCGGGUUACAGCUUCAGCGAGCUAAGCAUUCCAUCACCUGGCGGUUUUUUUGCCUCGUUGGCGCCGCGUGCUCGUCACACAUGGUCGAUCCCGAAUGACAACCUUCCACCGACGUCUGCCGUAGCUGAGGGUUUCUAUAACCUUCCGUUUCUCCGAGACCAAGGAGAAGUAGUUGAGCAGGUCAUUGAAUGGCCUGACCGUGUACAAGAGGAUGAUCCUGAUACUGCGAUCCGCGACGAGGAUGGCCCGCCUACUGCCAUUCGACUGCCAUGUGACACGCCUACUCGACCUCUCACACGGCAAGGCACCCACAGCCCUGUGAGUGCAACCUUCGAGGCCGUCCAGGAGAUCACCCAACCCGGUAACGUGUACGAGUAUGACGAGCUCUAUGACAAUGAGCUGCAAGUGCGUGCUGCAGCAAGUCUCGACAGAACCAGUGUAUGGCUCACAGCGCAGGCAACCUACCUAUCCGCUCUGAAUGAGACCAAUCCCAUCAACGAGAUUGAUUCAAAGGCAAACUCUAAUGUUGGAGACAAGUCACCUGAUCAAGAAGAAGACAUCGAUGCAGCGCCAAAGAAGGCCGUUCGGUUUGCCGAAGGUGUUCCCGAAUCGCUCAGCCCUCGUCCACCCGUGUUCGCCAGCAGGGACUCUAUCUACUGGCGAGGGUUCCAGUCCAUUCGACAGCGCUCAAACACAGCCGACGGCUUCCUUCACCGCAACAUGCGCUUCGAUGCGAUUCAGUCCUUCCGACUCGGAUUGAUGGAUAUGCACCUUAACAGUUUGAUGGGUAAAUACGAGCUUGUCCUUCCAGAGCGGCCCGCAUACAAGGGCCCAUUCUCCCAGGCUCCCCGCAACUCGAUCAUCACCUCUGUGUUGGCUGAGAAAGCACAGUUCUCCAAGCUUGAGAAGGAGCAGCUAGUCCUUGCCCAGCUUUGUCAACCCAUGUGGGCCAUGGACGCGCUUCGAUGCCUAAACGGUGGCAAGUUGCUCACGAGCCCGGUCGAGAAGCGAGCUACUCGAACCCGCAAGACGCCUCAGAGUCAGGAUGGACAGAAGCCACGUGCAGUGCGCAUUCUCGAUCUUGGCGGUCAUGCUUCUUGCGAAUGGGGCUGGCACGCUGCGCAAGAGUUCCCGCACGCAAAGGUCUACUCUGUCGUCAAUCAGACGCAAGCUGUCAACAGCGCUAUCAAGGGCCCGCCCAACCACCGCGUGGUCUCGGUUGAACGCCUUUGGGAGCUGCCGUUCGGUAAUAACAAGUUUGAUGUUAUCACCACGCGUUCUUUGCAUGCUUUGUUGAAGACUGAAUGUCCAUCCGGGCUUAAUCAGGACGAGUACGACUUGGUUCUGAAGGAGUGUCGCCGGUGCCUCAAGCCCGGUGGAUACCUCGAGUUCAUGGUGCUAGACGCCGAGAUCUCCCGCGCGGGCCCAUAUGGCUCAGCAUCGUCGGUCGAGUUUGCCUACAAUCUUCGCACGCGCGGGUACGACCCUGUCGCCUCCAAGAGCUUCCUCGCUCGUCUGCGGCAGGGUGGGUACGUCAACAUCAAGCGCGCUUGGAUGUUCUUGCCCAUGGGCAUAGAGCCCAUUGAACCUCUACCCCCAAGGGAGACGCCGGCACCACGGGUUCCGAGCCAGAUUGAAGAGUACGAAGCCGUGCAGGGACCGAUUGGCAGCACGGCCGACAUCGCCAGUAUCACGGGGAUUUUGGGUGGUUGGAUGUGGGAGCAGUGGCUGGUCCGCUUGCGGGCUGAGAUGGGUCAUGACCGAAGCAAGUUGCUUGAUGGAGUGGGAGCAUUGUUUGAUGAGGGGAGAAAGAAUGGAGCAGGCUGGACCUGCUUGUCUGGAUGGGCGAUGAAGCCGAAGCCUGUGAAACAGAUGGUUCAGCACCGAAGAACCGUGUCGACCUGA
Messenger RNA from Penicillium subrubescens, 3021 nucleotides. RefSeq lists its product as uncharacterized. Lineage: Eukaryota; Fungi; Ascomycota; Eurotiomycetes; Eurotiales; Aspergillaceae. The record is from RefSeq and is a predicted model, not a curated record. Gene Ontology annotation, molecular function: S-adenosylmethionine-dependent methyltransferase activity. The transcript has a single exon. Bases 1 to 3021 code for a protein of 1006 amino acids.